Molecule: messenger RNA, 2761 nt
Organism: Hemiscyllium ocellatum (epaulette shark)
Lineage: Eukaryota; Metazoa; Chordata; Chondrichthyes; Orectolobiformes; Hemiscylliidae
Product: zinc finger protein 664-like
Exons: 2
Coding region: 522-1196 (224 amino acids)
Biological process (GO): regulation of transcription by RNA polymerase II
Cellular component (GO): transcription regulator complex; PcG protein complex
Molecular function (GO): DNA-binding transcription factor activity, RNA polymerase II-specific; RNA polymerase II cis-regulatory region sequence-specific DNA binding
Source: RefSeq, a predicted model, not a curated record
CUCGGGGCUCGAGCCCACCCCAACCCCGGCCGCUCCAAAGCGAGGCAGCUCCAGCCCUGCAGCUGGCGACAGGUGUACUGCGCCUGCUCCGGACAGUGGGCCCGCACUGCGCCUGCGCGGACCUGCAGAUGAGGGAGUAGCCCCAGGUCAUACGGUGUGGUUGCACAGAGUUCGUGAACUCCUUAUUGCAAGAUCUCAAACAAGAGGGAGGUUUUCUAGAGGGUGAACCCAAAUAAAGAACCCGGCCAUGACCUUGAUGAAUACGAUGAGCCUUUGACUGAGGCAGGAUUUGCCUGUUCUGUAAGAAAAUGUUUCAGAUGUUCCGUGUGACUGGAGAGGUACUGAGAGACUGGAGAAGCACCCCUGUCCCGUUCUCCUAAAUAGGAGUGUUCCAGCAAAGUACGUGAACUAGUUCUGCAGUUUGAACAAACAUUGCACCAUCACAGCAGAGAGCGUCUGUUUUCCCAGUGAGUGGACGACGUUUCUCAUGAUUGUCCAGUUCGGAGAAGGACAUCAGCACGAUGGAGAAGCCAUGGAAAUGUGAAGAUUGUGGUAAAGGAUUCGACUACCCGUCCCUGCUGGAAAACCAUCGACGCAGUCACACUGGUGAGAAACCAUACACCUGCUCGGUCUGUGAGAAAGCAUUUACUCAGUUAUCCUGCCUCCAGUCUCAUCAACAAACUCACACCGAGGAGAGGCCGUUCAAGUGCGCUUCCUGUGGAAAGCGGUUCAGAUCUUCAUCCAACCUCACUGCACACCAGCGAGUUCACACAGGGGAGAGACCGUUCACCUGCUCCGAGUGUGGGAAAGGAUUCACUCGGUCCUCCCAUUUGCUCGAACACCAACAGACACACACGGAGGAGAGGCCUUUCAGUUGCUCAAGUUGUGGGAAAAGGUUCAGGUCUUCACCCAACCUUAUAGCUCAUCAACGGGUUCAUUCUGGGGAGAGAUGCUUCAUUUGCUCCGUGUGUGGGAAGGGAUACACUCAUCCAUCCAACCUUCUGAUACACCAGCGAAUUCACACAGGGGAGAGGCCGUUCACGUGUUCUGUGUGUGGAAGGAGUUUCACAAAGUCUUUUAACCUGGUAAUACACCAGCGAACUCACACUGGGGAGAAACCAUUUAUCUGUUGUGUGUGUGGGAAGGGUUUCAGUCAGCCAUCAAACCUGCUGACACAUCAGCGUGUUCACAAAUGACAACUGGGGUUAGAUCCGGCUGUUAAUCACGCUAACAACUCCCAGAAGAGGCUGGAGUUUAGUAUUCUGUAAAUAUCACUGAUUUUUGUGGUUGCAGUUUGAAAAGUUAAAACGCCAGGUCCUGGUCCAACAGAUUUAAUUGAAAGCACUAGCUUUUGGAGCGCUGCUUCUUCAUCAGGUGGUUGUGGAGUAUACAAUUGUAAGAUACAGAAUUUACAGCAAACCUUUACUCCGUGAUGCAACUGAAAUUAUACAUCGAGAAAUACCUUGAUUGUUUGUUAAGUCUCUCAUCUGUCAGAAUGACCACGUUAGUUUCUCUUGUUUCAUAUGUAAAUCGCAAAACUUCUUUUUAAAAGUUACAUUCUCAAGUGAACUUUUAACAAUUAGUGUCAGCCCAGACUCCAAAUCAGUUUGAAAAGGUAUCUGUGAUGCUCACCCUUAAUUUCACUGAAUCCCUCCCAGUGAGUGGAAGCAAGCCAUUUGGCCCAUCAAGUCCACACCGACCCUCUGAAAAGAAGCCCACCAUGAUAGCCCCACACCCCAACUCACUCUUUAACCCUGCAUUUCUCAUAGCCAGUCUACCCAACCUGCACAUUUCUGGACUGUGGGAAGAAACUGGAGUACCUGGAAGGAAUCCAUACAGACACGGGGGAGAAUGUGCAAACUCCACACAGUCAGCCAUAGAGAUGUACAGCAUGGAAACAGACCCUUUGGUCCAACCCAUCUACGCCGACCAGAUAUCCUAACCCAAUCUAGUCCCACCUGCCAGCACCCGGCCCAUAUCCCUCCAAACCCUUCCUAUUCAUAUACCCAUCCAAAUGCCUCUUAAAUGUUGCAAUUCUACCAGCUUCCACCAUUCCUCUGGCAGCUCAUUCCAUACACGUACCACCCUCUGCGUUAAAAAGUUGCCCCUUAGGUCUCUUUUAUAUCUUUCCCCCCUCACCCUAAACCUAUGCUCUCUAGUUCUGGACUCCCCGACUCCAGGGAAAAGACUUUGCCUAUUUAUCCUAUCCAUGCCCCUCAUGAUUUUGUAAACCUCCAUAAGGUCACCUCUCAGUCUCUGACGCUCCAGAGAAAACAGCCCCAUCCUGUUCAGCCUCUCCCUGUAGCUCAGAUCCUCCAACCCUGGCAACAUCCUUGUAAAUCUUUUCUGAACCCUUUCAUGUUUCACAACAUCUUUCCGAUAGGAAGGAGACCAGAAAUGCACGCAAUAUUCCAACAGUGGCCUAACCAAUGUCCUAUAUAGGCGCAACAUAACCUCCCAACUCCUGUACUCAAUACUCUGACCAAUCAGAAUUGAUCGUGGGUCCUUGGCAGUGUGAGGCAGCAGUGCUGCCCGAAUUUCAACCCAUUUGGUUCAUUCAUGCUGUUUAUAGAAGGAAAUUUGCAGUCUUUUCAUAGUCUGGUCUGCACAUGACUCUGGAUCCACAGCAAGGUGUUUGAGUCUUAUUUACCUUUGAAUUGGUAAAGCAUUCACUGAGGAAUGAGCAACAUGUAUCAGACCUGACAGCGAUAUCCCAACCCAUGGAAAACAAAAUUUUUUGAAAAUGCUUCAACAAAAACUC